This is a messenger RNA of Purpureocillium takamizusanense, 927 nucleotides long. Its product is annotated as H(+)-transporting V1 sector ATPase subunit A. Gene Ontology annotation, biological process: proton transmembrane transport; ATP metabolic process. The record is from RefSeq and is a predicted model, not a curated record. Bases 1 to 927 code for a protein of 308 amino acids. NCBI's taxonomy places the organism in Eukaryota, Fungi, Ascomycota, Sordariomycetes, Hypocreales, Ophiocordycipitaceae. The transcript has a single exon. Gene Ontology annotation, cellular component: fungal-type vacuole membrane. Gene Ontology annotation, molecular function: ATP binding; proton-transporting ATPase activity, rotational mechanism.
AUGGUUGGUGACGCAGUCACUCGCACUGGCAAACCUCUCUCAGUCGAACUCGGCCCCGGCCUGCUGAGCGGCAUCUACGACGGUAUCCAACGGCCACUCGAGGAGAUUUCCAACGUCACCAAGUCUAUCUACAUUCCUCGUGGUAUUUUAGUCCCCGCCCUUGACCGCAAGACGAAGUGGACAUUCACUCCCACCAAGACGGUCGGCGACCAUAUCAGUGGCGGCGACGUGUGGGGCGUCGUCGUGGAGAACUCCUUCAUUUCUACGCACAUAAUCCUAUUUCCACCCCGUGCAUGUGGCACAAUUACCAAAAUUGCCAACGAAGGUGAGUACACCGUCGCCGACAAGAUCCUGGAGGUCGAAUUCGAUGGUAAGAAGACGGGAUACCCCAUGAUGCGGUCGUGGCCCGUCCGGGUUCCUCGACCAUCCACCAAGAAGCUCGCCGCCGAGGAACCUUUCAUUAUUGGCCAGCGAGUCUUGGACGCUCUCAUUCCUGGUUUUCAGGGCGGCACCAUUGCCAUCCCCGGUGCUUUCGGUAGCGGUAAAAAUGUCAUCAGUCAAUCCGUCUCUAAGUUCUCCAACAGCGAUGUGAUAAUCUACGUCGGUUGCGGCGAGCGCGGCAACGAAAUGUUGAAGGGCUUUCCCCAGCUGACCAUCGAGGUUGAGGGCCGCAAGGAAGCCAUCAUGAAGCGCACCACCCUCAUCGCCAAUACCUCCAACAUGCCCGUGGCGGCCCGAGAAGCCUCCAUCUACACUGGCAUCACGGUCGCCAAGCACUUCCGUGACCAGGGCCUUAACGUGGCCAUGAUGGCUGACUCGACGUCGCUAUGGGCCGAAGCGCUGCGAGAACUAUCAGGUCGUCUGGGAGAAAUGCCUGCCGACCAGGGUUUCCCUGCUUACUUGAGUGCCAAGCUUGCCUCCUUCUAG